CUGGGUCCGCCUCCAGCUGCUCCAAGUCUUCUCUCCUUUGGGUUUUGGCAAUUUUGGGGUGAGGGGAUGUGAGCUGAGUGAGCAGAGUAUCCCAUCUUAGUCUCCCCUCUGGCCACCGCAGCCCCUUACUGCCUUUAUGAAGAAAAAUUAGGCAACGUGAGUCGCCUCCACCAAAACAAGCCAGCCAUCCUCUAUGAAGCCCCCCGAGCAGAGGGUCAACAAAGAAAACAGUCUUUUAUUCUUCUGUUUCUAGAAAACGUAAAUAACAAGAAAUCUGCAUUCAAACUGGGCCAGGAAAGAAUGUUUGGACAAAAUGAGGAUUACAGGAUGGACGAGAUUUUGAAAACGAACCCUAUGGCCUUUGAGACCACGGCAAUCACGUUCUUCAUCAUCCUUCUCAUUUGCUUCCUCUGUAUCCUCUUUUUGCUGGCGGUGUUUUUAUAUAAAUGUUUCAGAGGCAAGAACACUGAUGAGCCGGGGAAGCUCCCUUGCUCUGAUGAAAACGAAGGGGAAGACUGUUUGGCUGCCAAUGCAGAGAACAAACCCGAAGAUGAUGACAAGGUCCUACUGCACUUUGUAAACAUGGACAUGCCAAUGAGACCUGGUAUUCUUGUCCAAAGACAGAGUAAGGAAGCCACGCCCUUAGGAGAGAACAUCGAAGGAGAUGACAGAAACAGACAGACAUUAGAGGCUGUGAAUGCUCAAGAAGCCACCUACGAGGAUGAUAAUGCUGAGAAAACACCCAUGCAUGUCCACAGAACUCCUUCAGUUAUCGAAAGCCAAAAAAGACCUUUAAAAGGAGUGACGUUUUCUAAGGAGGUAAUUGUUGUGGAUCUUGGAAAUGACUACCCCACAGCGCGAAGCUAUGCUCGAGAACAUAAAGAGAGGAAGUGAGGUGCACAAAAGGCUGCCGGGAGAGAAAUGUAACCUUUGAGUAGUGCUGGACUGACUGAGGGUACUGGGUCGUGUCAGAGCAGCAGAAUGAUGGGAAAAGAGCAAAUACACACGGUAUUUUACCUUAGUCAGAAAGAC
Molecule: messenger RNA, 1032 nt
Organism: Peromyscus californicus insignis
Lineage: Eukaryota; Metazoa; Chordata; Mammalia; Rodentia; Cricetidae
Gene: Dema1
Product: chromosome unknown C2orf74 homolog
Exons: 4
Coding region: 301-894 (197 amino acids)
Source: RefSeq, a predicted model, not a curated record